This is a messenger RNA of Trichobilharzia regenti, 336 nucleotides long. The record is from the annotation of a GenBank genome assembly. NCBI's taxonomy places the organism in Eukaryota, Metazoa, Platyhelminthes, Trematoda, Strigeidida, Schistosomatidae.
AUGGGACCACAUGUUACAAGAAUUCUAAGCUAUAUAAAUCCACAGAAUAUUUUAAUUGCUCAAGGUUCAGGUCAUAACAAUAUAUUAAUAAGUAAUGACUAUGGGAAGAAAUGGAAUUCAACGAAUUUUCGUACACAAGGAAAUUUAAUCAAGAAUUCAAUAUCUCAAAUUAAUGCAACUUUAAUAUCUUGGACUAUGACCGCUGGAAAAUUUGAUCAGAAUAUUACUGGUAAUUCGUGUCAACUGUUUCAACAAGGUUCAUUUAAAUCUCGAAUCUUCAAGCCAGCUGCAAGAGUAAACAGAGCUGUUACUGUUCAUCAUCUGAAGCUGUUAUGA